AUGAGAGUAAUUCCAGAAGGCCAAAUGGCACCUGCGGAGCCUGCGGAGCCUGCGGAGCCUUCAGCACCAGAUCAAGAUGAAAUCCUGGAGAUCUUCAAAAGCUGCUUCUCUGACGAGACCUCUGUAGGCAAGGAGCUUCUUAGUCAAGUGUUGACGCAGAUCGGCGUGGCCAAGGCUGAUGCGGAUGCCAUGCUGUCCCUGGUCAACAGUGGAAGCUCUGAGGUUUGCUACAAUGACUUUGUGAAGUUCAUCUUCCCCCCGAAGGUGGAGGAACCUUUCCUUGUUAGCUACUUCCGCCGCAUCUUCCAACGGAUUUCUUCACAUGAUGAAGGUGUCACCAAGAAGCAGCUGCACGAGGUGUUGGAGAGCUUUGAGAUGAGUCUUCCAGGGGAGACUCCUGAAACAGCUGAUGCUGUUGCUCAUAUCUUCAGCGAAAUAGACCACAAUGCCGACGAGAAGAUUUGCUGGGGCGAAUUCUACCAGUGGCUUCUGCGAUGGAAUGUCAUGAAAGAUGAAAGUGAAGAUGCUGCAAGAUCGCUCUUCACAUUUCUUGACCGCGAUGGGAAUGGCACAAUCGAUGCUCAAGAGAUGAUGGACGCGCUUAUGCUCUUGAGUGAUUUUGAGUCCAAACAUGACAAAACACUGGCUGUUACUCCAGCAGAGGUUGGCCUCAUCAUCCGGGACUUGGCUCCUGACAAUGACUCGGGAGGAAUCGAUUAUCACACUUUUCUGGAAGUACUUCAUGCUGCUCGCCAAGGUCACGCACAUCCAGGAAACCAACAGCCUCACCUGGUCCUGAACUUCGAUGUCAACAACACGGUGGUGAUGCUGGACUCAGCCACUGGGGCUGAUUCCAAAGGUCUCAUCGCCAUGGUUCUGUCGAACUCUGCCUGGGGUAGCAUCGAGCUGGAUGCUGAAGGCCAACCGAUAUCCUGGAGCUGCCAGUGGUCGGAGCUGACCACCGAAAAACCCAUGGCCGGACUUCAAACCUACACGGAGUUUGUGGUGCUGAAAAACCCCUUUCCAGACAAAAAGGACUAUGCAGAUAAGGCCGCAUUUCGAGCAGCCAACGAGGAGGUGAAGAAACAACGACGGCGGGACUUGUGGGCAUUUACCGAUCCGGGGAUGCCUGGUGAGGUCUUUCACCAAGAUUUGGCGCUCCUGCAGAGCAGGCUGAUGUUGCCGGAGUCGCUGCAUGGCAGCCAAGCUGCCAAAGAUGCUGGUUUGACGGGUGAAGCAGUGCAGCUCUUGCCCUCCUUUCUCCACUUCCUGCGAUGCUCUGCUGAAAGUUGGUCAUAUCCGAAAAAAUCUCAACGUCAAAGUGGCGAGAAAUACUUAGGGGAGCUCAAGAGACGUGGCCGUAGUUUCACUUUGAUCUUCCGCACCUUCGGCAGUGAUUUGCCCAAACUGCAGAAGGAGAUUGAAGCCUUGUGCGAAGGCUGGCACCCUUUGUUCAGCAAGGAGGACAUCGUAGUGCUGGAUGGCUCUGAUGGAUGCCCCGAUUACCGAAUGCGAUUUGACACCACAGAGAGCUGCGGCACUUUCUUCCGGAACCCAGCGCAGGAUGAUUUCAUGGCACUCAUUAUGGGCAGCAUUGAGCAGCCCGAUUCCAUCGAGAAGGGGCUGGAUUUUUACGAUGACAAGCAGGAUGUUCAAAUACACGAAGGUUGGGCAGCUGCGGGGUCAUCUCGCGGCGGCAAACCCUUCUUCCUUGGUCGGAUGGAUCCAGCAGAGCAUUGCAUCUUCUUUGAUGAUCACAUCACUCCUUUGGAUCCCAAGAUUGUGGACCCGGUGGAUGCCCAUCUCUGGCCCCGACGCUUCAGCAGCGCUCAGCUCUUUGGAGUGCACCUGGUCCAAGCCCAACCGCUGCUGUCCAUCCGAGACAGGGACUACUUCGUCAAGUGCUUCGAACAGUGCGAAGCUGCACGUGCCGCAAAGCUCGAGCGUUGGCAUAAGCUGAAGCGCAUUGUGGCAGAUCUCGAUGGGGUUCGCAAGGUGCUCUCGGGCUUCCUCUACACGUCAGUGCCGAGCCAAAACGCGUCCUUCCGGCCCUGGAGUCGGAGCAGACAAGUCAGCCGGGCUCAACGUGUACAGACCUUCGAGGAGAUGGGAAUGGGGAUGGGAGGCGGUUCAUGA
Messenger RNA from Cladocopium goreaui, 2136 nucleotides. The record is from the annotation of a GenBank genome assembly. NCBI's taxonomy places the organism in Eukaryota, Dinophyceae, Suessiales, Symbiodiniaceae.